This is a messenger RNA of Neolamprologus brichardi, 1459 nucleotides long. RefSeq names its product 2-aminoethanethiol dioxygenase b (gene adob). The record is from RefSeq and is a predicted model, not a curated record. Lineage: Eukaryota; Metazoa; Chordata; Actinopteri; Cichliformes; Cichlidae. Gene Ontology annotation, cellular component: mitochondrion. Gene Ontology annotation, molecular function: oxidoreductase activity, acting on single donors with incorporation of molecular oxygen, incorporation of two atoms of oxygen.
AUGGGGCAGCGGAGCAGAUAAGAGUGACCGCGGCGGAGUGAGACGAAGGCCUCCAGACACCCCGAAGCUCCCCGAGCUCCUCCGACUCCUCCUGCUUUGUGUCCGUUUGCCUCUUUAGGUUGUUUGUGUGCUGCUCGCGGAGCCUCACGCGCUGAUCGACAAAAACGGGAAUGAAUGAGGAGAGCAGACUGUGGAAAAGUUUCUUUUUUAGGCUUUGAUCUUCGUGAGGGCAGAAACCAGUGAGCCGAGCCCCUGAGGAGUGAGUCCUCUCGCGGUCACACGAUCUUUGGCGCUAGCUACACACAGCUACAGCUAACGGGGACCAGCGGACCGAGCGGCGGCUCCUCGCUUCGGUAUGAUGCCCGGUGACAGCAGUAUGGCCUCCCUGGUUCAGAGGAUAGCUCGGCAGGCUCUCGCCACCUUCAGGAACGCACCCGCGGUGGGCGACGAGGCUUCCAAGGCCUUCCUGGAGAACCACGGCAAGCUCCGGAGCCUGAUGUCGGAAGUGCGGGCUGCCGACCUGAAGCUCGUCCCACGGAGAGCCGAGGACGGCGGCGCGCCCCCUGCUCAGCACCCGUAUCACCGCAGUGCGCCCCCGGUCACCUACAUGCACAUCUGUGAGACGGACCAGUUCAGCAUGGGGGUGUUCCUGCUGAAGAGCGGGGCCUCUAUCCCGCUGCACGACCACCCGGGCAUGCACGGCGUGCUCAAAGUCAUGUACGGGAAGGUCCGGAUAAGCUGCUUCGACCGGCUCGAGCGACCGGCCGGGGGCGGGGGCGCGCUGCCCCGGGCGGAGAUGGGCGCUCUGCGGCGCUACGUGCUUCGCUCCACCGGGGAGUACACGGAGGAGAGUGGACCCUGCGUCCUCUCCCCCGACCGGGACAACCUCCACCAGAUUGACGCCGUGGAUGGGCCCACAGCUUUCAUGGACAUCUUAGCCCCGCCGUACGACCCGGACGACGGCAGGGACUGUCACUACUACAAGGUGCUGCCCGGGGAGGGGGUCAAAGACUCGGAGCAGACGGAGAAGGAGGUCUGGCUCAUGGAGAUCUCGCAGCCUCCGGAGUUCUGGUGCGGAGGGGAGCCGUACCCGGGCCCGGAGGUGUGCCUCUGAUCCCCCCUCCACCCUCCCGGAGCCCUGCAGCCUGGCUGGAUCCACAAAGGAUCUCCAGUCAUCAUCAGAGCCGCCAGCAGGCGCAGAGUAAAGGGCCAAAUGUGGGAUUAAACUGUGGUAAAGGGUAGAAAUGAUGCGUCAGCCCUGCAGCACACACUCUGCGAGCGUGAACUUUAUUCACUCCAGCUUCUGCUUCAGUUGGACAAACAUCGGAGCCUCAGGCAACAGUCAACGACUUCCUGCCUGUGCUGUGAUCCCCGUGGAUGUGACGGUCAGGAACCCACAUCUGAAUCAUCUGUUGAUGUGCUCACUUUCAGGAAGUAGUUUUAUUUUUAAAAACUGAGG